Molecule: messenger RNA, 1671 nt
Organism: Penicillium subrubescens
Lineage: Eukaryota; Fungi; Ascomycota; Eurotiomycetes; Eurotiales; Aspergillaceae
Product: MFS transporter
Exons: 1
Coding region: 1-1671 (556 amino acids)
Biological process (GO): transmembrane transport
Molecular function (GO): transmembrane transporter activity
Source: RefSeq, a predicted model, not a curated record
AUGUCUGGCAGCAGUCCCGGGGCCCAUUUACCGGUCCACCCAAAACGAAUCCCAUACUGGCACCUCCUCACCGACCAUGGAGCAAUCACCCAAGAUAUCCUAGACUACGAAUAUACCGGCUCCGGCACAGAAGCAGAUCCCUACGCAGUAGCAUGGAUCCCCAACGACAGCCGUAAUCCCCAACUCUUCAGCAGCGCGCGCAAGAUCUCAAUUACCCUCACCGUCGCCUUUGCCAGUUUGAUCGUCUCGCUGGCAUCAUCCGCGUACAGCGGGAGUAUCCACGAGAUCAUCGCUGAUUUCAAGAUCAGCACGCCCGUCGCAACGCUUGGUUUAUCAUUGUAUGUAUUAGGUUUUGCGAUCGGACCGUUAUGCUGGGCGCCCGUGGGCGAAGUCUAUGGUCGACAGGUAUCAUUUUUUAUCAGUUUGCUCUUUAUGGCUGCUUUUCUGGCUGGGUGUGCCGGGGCACGGAAUAUCUGGACUCUGUGUAUUCUUCGUUUCUUUGCGGGAUCGUUUGGUUCGGCGCCGUUGACUAAUGGCGGUGGAACUAUUUCGGAUAUUUUCUCGGCGAGGCAACGGGGUCUGGGGUUGAGUUUAUAUGCUGCGGCGCCUUUUUUGGGGCCUUCGUUGGGUCCUAUUAUUGGUGGUUUUCUUGGGAUGAAGGCUGGGUGGCGGUGGGUGGAGGGUUUUCUUGCUGCGACUGCUGGGUUUGUCUGGCUGGUAUCGACUCUGUUGACUCCGGAGACUUAUGCACCGGUACUCUUGCGAAAGCGUGCGGAGCGACUCUCGAGGAUAACGGGGAAGGUCUAUCGCAGUAAGAUCGAGCUGGAGAAGGGUCCCGUUACGACUGCGGAGUUAUUGAGGAAAACACUAUCCAGACCCUGGGUUCUACUGUUCAAAGAACCCAUCGUCCUGCUUUCUGCAGUCUACGUCGCGCUGGUAUACGGUACUCUGUACAUGUUCUUCGCGGCAUUCCCGAUUGUAUUUGAACAAGUCCGCGGAUGGAAUCCCGGCGUGGGAGGUCUUUCCUUCCUGGGUAUUAUGGUUGGUAUGAUCAUCGGGAUUAUAUGCACGAUCCCCGCGAAUCUGCACUAUACAAAAGUCCAAAGUCAACGUGGAGGAUAUGCACCCCCUGAAACCCGACUGAUUAUGUGUAUGCCGGGAGCCCUGGCAAUUCCAAUCAGCCAGUUCUGGUUCGCAUGGACGAACUAUACCUCGAUUCACUGGACUGUUUGCAUCAUCGGUACGGCACCGUUUGGCAUGGGUGUUAUCCUGAUUUAUAUGGGGUGUAUGAACUACCUAAUCGACUCGUACACGAUCUAUGCCGCGUCCGUGUUAGCUGCAAAUGCAGUUCUUCGGUCGAUCUUCGGUGCCGUUUUACCUAUCGUGUCAACUUGGAUGUACGAUGCAGUGGGAAUCCACUGGGCUCCAUCAAUUCCUGCAUUUAUCUCGCUCCUCUUCCUGCCCUUCCCGUUCUUCUUCUACAAAUACGGCGCUGCAGUGCGCGCAAAAUGCAAAUAUGCCGCUGAGUCCGAUCAGUAUAUGAAGAAACUGGCGGAGAAUAGCAUCGAGGAAAAGAAGAAGAGGGCAUCAACCGCGGAACCUGAGGCAUCACCAUCACACGAGAUUCCUACCAUGGAAAUGGAGCGUGUGGCUACUGUGCAGUCGAUCUAA